AUGCCUUCCAACUCGAAACGACCAGCUGCCGUGCCAACAAGCUCAUUGACUCAGAAUUCUUCCGCUAGCACAGCAAAGCAGACUGCUACCUUGAAGCCGCUCGCUACCACCACCUCAGACUCCACCACAGCCAAUGCUGGCAGCACCGCGUCCGCAAUGCUACCUGCAGAAGGCACCACUGGUGUCAACAAGAAGAAGCAGAAGAGACGGCAGAAAUUAGCUGCCCGUCUGGCCGCGGAGCAACAGCGUAGCGAUUCGUCCACUCCUACGAACCGAAACGGCCAGGAUGGCAGCGAUGGCUACGACAACGGCGUCAGACACGCGCAUGCUGGCAAUUCAACGCAACAUAGACCCAAUGAGAGAAGUGAGCCUAUAGAGAAUGCGGAGGCAUGGUAUUCGGACGACGACCGGCAUUUUUCACAUUCCCGCCAUGAGCAUAAACAUGAUAACCACGGGAGCUUAGACCACCAACAUAAUAAUACAGGCAAAGGGAAGAGCAAAAAGAAAAAGGGCAAAAAGGGCCGGACUGGAAACAAUGCUGCUGAAGGAAGCUCUACAUCUCACUCGACACCACCGCCGCCGCCCCUAACGUCUUCAGCACGUCCGGUUGGAGUACCACCGCCGCUCGUCAGCGCGUAUCGAUCAGCUCACAGGAUAUCCAAGGAUCGGAUAUGGAAUACGUCGACUCAUGAAGAGCGGGAAAAUAUCAAAGAAUUCUGGUUACAACUUGGCGAGGAGGAGCGCCGCUCACUAGUCAAGGUUGAGAAGGAAGCUGUUCUGCGGAAAAUGAAGGAACAACAAAAACAUUCGUGUAGUUGCACUGUAUGCGGCAGGAAACGGACAGCCAUUGAGGAGGAACUGGAGGUAUUAUACGAUGCUUACUAUGAAGAGCUGGAACAAUAUGCCAACAAUAACCAGGCCUCGUUCGAAAAUGGUGGUUCACUCCGGCUACCCCCCCGCCUAUACCAAACCCCCAUUCGAUCCUUAGACCACCAUCCUCACCUGCCCGGCGCCCAGCAUCCGUCACGAGGGAGAGUACACGAAUUGCCGGACGACGACGAUGAAGAUGAGCUAGACGAAGAGUAUGAAGAGGACGAAGAAGAGGAAGAUGACGAGGAGUCUUAUAGUGAGGACGAGCUCGACAUCGAGGCCAGAACAUCCCGGGCCGACUUCUUCGCCUUUGGAAAUAGUCUAACUGUAAAGGACGGGAUCCUGACAGUCGCGGAUGAUUUAUUAAAAAAUGACGGAAAGCACUUUAUUGACAUGAUGGAGCAGCUAGCGGAGCGGCGGAUGCAACGUGAAGAGGAAACCCAAUACAUCGCAUCAUCGGCGGCCCAUCAGUCAAUGCAGGCCGGUCAUAACCAUGGAGCCCCGUUAGACGAGGAAGACUAUGACGAUGACGAGGAUGAUGACUAUGAUAGCCAGGAAGAGGACGAGUUUGAGGAGGAUGAAAUGGACGCUAUGACGGAGGAGCAACGGAUGGAAGAAGGUCGACGGAUGUUCCAGAUAUUUGCCGCUAGGAUGUUCGAACAACGAGUUUUAACCGCUUACCGAGAAAAGGUCGCCCGCGAACGACAGCAAAGGUUGAUAGAAGAACUAGAGGAAGAAAACCGGCUUGAUGAAGAGCGCGAAGCAAAGAAGGCCAAGGAAGCCCAGAAGAAAAAGGACAAAAAGCGACUACAAAAACAGGCAAAGGAUGAAGAGAGAGCGAAACGAGAAGCCGAACGCGCUGCCGAAGCGGCUGCUCAAAAGGCCGCGGAAGAUGCAAGAGUCAAGGAGCAGCAGCGGAAGAAAGAGGAACAGCGGAAGAAAAGGGAAGCCGAGAAAAAAGCCCAAGAGGAAGAGCGACUCCGGAAAGAAGCAGACCGACAAAAGCGGCUGAAGGACGAACGAGAACGACAAGCAGAGGCCGAUAGAAAGCAGCGAGAACAAAAGGAGAAAGAGAAAAAGAAGCGCGAGGAGGCUAAGAAAAAGGAGCGAGAGGAACGGGAAGCUAAAGAAAAGGAAGCUCGGGAGCGGAAGGCUCGAGAAGAUCGGGAACAGAAAAAUAAAGCGGAACUGGAAAAACGAGGAAAAGAUUCUACCGUUAACCGCGAACAGAGCAGACGAGAUGAAUUUGGUUCACUUCAACCAGAUCAACAUCUACCAGCUCAAAACUUAAAGCGAACCUCCCAACCAGGAAUGACGUAUUUCCCGCCUGGCCUUCAUCACCCACAACCCCCAAGUCUUCUUCAGUCUCCUCAUUUCCAAGUUGCUACACCCGUUAUACCAAAAGCGCCAACACCAGUCCGCGCCCGGCAAGCUUCUCAACAAGGAUCGCAUGCUUCAUCUCCCCGUUCUCAACCUGCAUACAUUGAUACUCUGCAAACAUCCAUUUCUCCGGGAGCUGCGCAUUCAUCCGGCGCUUCCAGCGUUGUUUCCAACAAGGGAGUCACUCAAUAUCCCAACACCAUUCAUAACCCGCAACCAUCUGUCCCCAUGUCACCUUUAGGAGGACCAGGUCGUGGCCAGCCACCACCAGGUUUCGGUGUUAUACCAAGCCUAAAUGGUAUACCAGGUGCUGGAAUGCCAGCAAUAGGGCAUCGCUCUUCUCUAGGCCAUGAAACUUCCAUGUAUCCCAAUCAGCCUAACCCCAUCGGAAGCCAGUUCAGAGGUAUUGGGUCCCCAGAAGGGCUUUCUGCCCCUCCAGGAAUCGCACCUAGGCAUCCCGGUCAAGGCAGAGGUUUCAGCCUGGACCCAAGUCAUUCUGCGCUGCCAUAUCGCUCUCCACUGAUGUCGUCUGGUCCUCUUGCUCCACAUCCCGUUCAAGCACCUCGCGAGGCCCUCUCUCAGAUGCACGGCCCUGGACAGCUCUCGACAUCGUUCGAGAGGAGUCCUAACGAGCCACUUCCGCUAAAUCAGCCUAUUGGAUCUCGGCCUGCUCCAAUCCAACGCCCGUCAAGCACUGUUCAUGACCACGGGAAAGAGGGCUCACAUUCAAACCAGCCAGAUGUUGAUGAACUCAGUACUCAGCUAGGAAGCAGCGCGCUAUUGGACGAUACGGACGUGCCACUCAACACUGCCCCAUCACAGCCAAUUCCUGCUCCAGGACCGGGAAGGAUGUCAUUCGGAACUAACCCUCUAUUCUCCGAAUCUUUAGGCUCAACGAACGCCCCCAAUUUCCCCUUGGGAGCACCUUCGGGCGGAAGUCCCUGGGGUUCAGGAAUGUCCUUUGGACCUCCAGGAUUCCCCAGCUCGGCUUCAUGGGGUGCUGGUCCAAGUCCAACAUGGGCCAACAACGCUUUCGGAGUUAUUGGAAGGCCUCACCACUCGUAUCCUCCCAGACCCGUUACGAUCCGUUUGCUGGUUAGCCAAGCUUGCAAACAGUUGUCAGCAAACUCACCUGGAGGCUCCGGUUUUCAUAGCACGAACCAAGUUCUACGUCAGAUCGAACAACUAAAUUCCCCGCUAGAUACCCCAGUCAGCCUGGAUGAGAUGCUCGACAUCUGCGAUACGGAAGGUAAUCCUCAGAACGGCGGUGGUUCACUUAUCGUCGAUUUUGCAGGGCCUCGUGGCACUUUCAUCAAGUUCGAACCCGAUAGCACCAGCCCAUUAUCCGGUACCAAGCCUAAUACUUCCCCUGGUGAUAUUGGCAGCCCCGUCUCUAGAAAUAGCUACCCUGCCAAUAUAGGCAGUGGUGGUGGCGCUACUGGUUCUGGUGGUCCUAACGCCAGGUAUUUUUCUUCAAUGAAUGUUCCCCCUCCGACAUACUAG
Molecule: messenger RNA, 3753 nt
Organism: Arthroderma uncinatum
Lineage: Eukaryota; Fungi; Ascomycota; Eurotiomycetes; Onygenales; Arthrodermataceae
Product: caldesmon
Exons: 6
Coding region: 1-3753 (1250 amino acids)
Source: RefSeq, a predicted model, not a curated record